This is a messenger RNA of Ectocarpus siliculosus, 636 nucleotides long. Lineage: Eukaryota; Phaeophyceae; Ectocarpales; Ectocarpaceae. The record is from the annotation of a GenBank genome assembly.
AUGUGUGGGCAUAACAAGGUAGUCGUUAUUCUCGUGCUGAGGGAAGUGGACAUCGAGGCUCGUGACGGCGACAUUUUCUUCGGGUCGAAAACCGCGCUGCAACUGUCAGCCGAAGGUGGCCACCUGCGCGUAGUCAACACUCUGGUCAUCAGAGGCGCCCUUGCGGAACCUGAAACUUUCGGACGCCUCCGUUUUAGCGUGGAGGAAGGAUUCCGUGCAGCGUUCGACACUCUCUUUGAAGGGAAUCGUGAGGGAAAGUAUGAGCUUCCUGGAGGUUUUCUACAAUGCGCCCUGAUCUUGGCAGCAGAAUACGGCGAUCUCCCUGUCGUCGAGGCCUUGUCCAUCAAGGGUGUCAAUCUCGACGGCACGGCAGAAUUCUGGGACCCUGGCAAUAAUGGUUGGUUUUGUGAACCGGCGACUGCUCUACACGCUGCUGCAUACGGAGGCCACUACGAUGUUGUUAACUAUCUCCUGGAGAAUAGGGUUCGUAUCGAAACAGUGGAUGGAGAGUUAUCUACACCCUUGUCUUAUUCCGUGAUGGAAAAACCACCUGCGUGUGACGGCUACCCUCCUGAAAGCCGGGGCCGACACAGCAAAAGACGACAAUCGGAGCUCAAUACUUGGGACAGCCUGUAA